Eublepharis macularius is the source of this 3333-nucleotide messenger RNA. RefSeq names its product tudor domain containing 9 (gene TDRD9). The transcript has 30 exons. Gene Ontology annotation, molecular function: RNA binding. The record is from RefSeq and is a predicted model, not a curated record. The coding region runs from base 16 to 3333 and encodes 1105 amino acids. Gene Ontology annotation, cellular component: intracellular anatomical structure. NCBI's taxonomy places the organism in Eukaryota, Metazoa, Chordata, Lepidosauria, Squamata, Eublepharidae.
GAGCGCACAGAGGAGAUGGAUUUCUUGCUGUUGGUGGUUCGUAAACUCUUGCGCACCAACUCACGAUUUGUGAAGGUGAUUCUGAUGUCAGCAACCAUCAACUGCCAAGAGUUUGCCAACUACUUUGCAAUUCCAGUUCGCAACAAACUAUAUCCCGCCUAUGUGUUUGAAGUGGAAGGCAAGCCCCAUGCUAUUGAAGAAUACUAUCUUGACGACUUGAAGCCAAUUUUGAGUAACAUUAGGAUUAUCCAAUCGAUCGUUGAGGAACCACUGAUACCCAAAGAGAUGUACACAGCUGCAGUUACUCUGAUCCAGUGGUUUGAUGAACUGGAAAUGAAGGAGAGCGGGAUGGAAAAACAUUGUUUGGACCUUAUGUCAGAGUGUGGCAGUGUGUUGGUGUUUUUACCAGGUUUGGCAGAAAUAAAUUACAUGCAUGAACUGCUUACCAACAUGGUCCAUAAAAGGUUACAAAUCUAUCCGCUCCAUUCUAGUGUCACACUGGAAGAACAGAAUAAUGUGUUUUUGGCUCCAGUUCCUGGUUACCGGAAAAUCCUUCUGUCUACAAACAUAGCUGAGAGCUCUGUAACGGUUCCAGAUGUCAAAUAUGUCAUUGAUUUCUGCCUAACCAGAACACUAGUUUGUGAUGAAGACACCAACUAUCAAAGCCUGCGGCUGUGCUGGACUUCUAAAAACAGCUGUAAUCAGAGGAGAGGCCGGGCCGGUCGGGUUUCAAAAGGCUACUGUUACCGGCUAAUAUACAAAGACUUCUGGGCAAACUACAUACCUGAGACCUCUGUUCCUGAGAUGGUGCGAUGUCCAUUGGAGAAUACCGUACUCAAGGUAAAGCAACUUGACAUGGGAGAGCCCCGAGCUUUGCUUGCAACAGCCUUGUCUCCACCCAAUAUCAGUGAUAUUGAACGCACCAUUCUACUGCUUAAGGAGAUAGGAGCACUUGCUAUCGGUGACCAUUCUGAUGAUGCAAAUCUUUAUGAUGGUGAGCUGACCUUCCUAGGAAAGGUGCUGGCACGUUUACCUGUAGAUCAGCACCUUGGCAAACUAAUAGUUCUUGGCAAUGUCUUUGGGUGUCUGGAAGAAUGUCUUAUAAUAGCUGCAGCCCUUUCCUUGAACAGCUUCUUUGCGAUACCUUUCAGACAACACCUGGAUGGAUACAGGAAUAAAAUGCAUUUUUCUGGGAACAGCAAGAGUGAUUGCAUUGCACUGGUUAUGGCAUUUAAGGAGUGGCAAGAGAGCAGGCAAAAAGGAAAACUUAGACAUCCUAAGGUGGCUGAAUUGUAUGAGGAGUUGAAAAAGAGAGUCAGUGAAUUCAACAUGCAUGUUAACCCUCAGCCCCCUGCCAUGGAUCGUGACUACGUGUACAAACAGCGGUUCAUUUUGCAGGUUGUAAUGGCUGGUGCUUUCUAUCCAAAUUAUUUUGCUUUGGAACAACAUGAUGAAGAAAUUGCUGCGAAGGAGCUGUCGGGCAAAGAUCCCAAAACAACAGUUGUGUUAAAGAGCAUUCCCUCAUAUGGAUUCCUCUACUAUAAACAGCUGCAAUCGCUGUUUAGACAGUGUGGCCAGGUAAAAUCCAUUUCCUACGAUGGAUCCAAAGCUUUUGUAGAAUUUUCCCGGAAUCCAAUGGAACGCUUUAAAACGCUUCCAGCUGUGUACAUGGCCCUUAAGAUGUCACAACUGCGGACUCAAUUUGAACUUAAUGUACAUUUGUCGGAAGAGAUUGAGGAGAAAAUGGACACAGGAUCAAGUGUAAUAGUAAGAAAUACACGCGUGAACGUGGACUUUCAGAAACACAAAGUGGCUCCCGCGCAAAAGUUUUGCAGUGCUUUAGAAAAAUCACAAACCAUCACAAGCCUUGAUUUAUCCAUCAACGUCACAGAGGUGGUCGAGGUGGGACACUUCUGGGGUUACAGAAUUGAUGAAAAAAAUAUGACUUUACUAAAAAAUCUGUCUGCGGAGAUCAACCAGCUAGACCUAAAACCUCUGUCAAUCCGUCCCUAUCCAGACUUGGUUUGUAUGGCACCGUUUACAGAUUGGGAAAAUGAAAGAUACUACAGAGCCCAAGUCCUGUAUGUGUCUGGAGAGAGUGUUGAGGUUUUCUACGUAGACUAUGGCAAUAGAUCCAAAGUGGCAUUGGACCACCUGCGAGAGAUUCCGGAUCACCUUCGAAAGCUUCCUUUCCAGGCUCUGGAAUUCAAGGUGCGCAGAAUGCGGCCCUCUUCCCAGUCUCUUGUAUGUGGAGAGCAGUGGAGCUACGCAGCGAGCCAAAGGUUUGCUUCGUUGGUCAGCGGCUGUGCGCUGAUGGUGAAGGUCUUUUCGAUUGUGCACAGCAUCUUGCACGUGGAUGUAUUCCGGCACUCUGGGAUUAUGGAUGUUGUGAAUAUUCGAGACGUACUUAUUCAAGAAUGCUACGCCGAGUUGUCAGAAGACUCCUAUGAAUCAAAACUAAGCAGUGAAACUCUCAAGCAGUUGUUUGCGAAGCCAGAUGGGAAGACGGGGAGGAGCGUUGCCACCGGCGAGACGAACUCGAGAGCACAAGAAGAGGAUCGUCUGAUCAAAGCGCUAUUGGAUAGCAAUGCCACCAGUAGGCUUGGCAUGCCCAACUGCAAGGCGUUGCUGCUUGGUCCAUACAACCCCUACAAUAUGAAAUUCAGCAGUAUGACCAGGAUCUCCCAGUUCAGAACUGUUUUUGUAGAGAAGGAGAGCGUCAAUUCUGUGGUUGUUGACGAUGCCCCCGAGGAUUCAUUUCAGCAAAUACUGGUUGCCGCAUCCAUAAGGAUCAACUCAACAGGGUCCACAAUGUUGCUGAGGGAGACUUCUCUCAUGCCUCCGGUGCCUGGACUGCCGGCUCUGCUUAGCAUGCUGUUUGCUCCUGCAAUAGAUCUUAGGGUUGACGAGAGCAGAAAGAGAUACACUGGUGUCCUUUGUGGCUUGGGAUGGAACCAUGCCCUCAGAAUCCCAGUCCUCCCAGACCAUGACAUAGAGCUUGCAUUUGAUGUGGAGAUGAAUGUCGAUGACAUAACACAGAUAAACAUCCUAAGAAAAGCCAUCAACAAAUUGGUCUGCGAUGGCCCCAAUGGCUUGUUGCAUUUAGGUAGAGAAAGAAUGACUCAUUUACAGAAUGCUGCUCGUCAGAACCUUUUAAGCCUUAUUUGCAAAUCAAAGCCUCGAGAAAUAAUUCCUCCCAAAUGGUAUGCAAAAUCAUACGAGUGGGGCCAGCAGAAGAACAAGUUCAUCAUUGACCAGUCUGAAGUACUGAACUCAAAAGAGAAGCGUGCCUCCCUUUACCAGUUGCACAAGUUGGUUCUGUUAAAUGCCUGA